CAGCCAUCGAGGCCGCCUGUGUGCGACGUGUUUCGAAAUUGCCACAUCAAUAUUUUGCUCUUUUCGCAUGCCUCGUCUCUCACCACGAUUGUUGAAAUUAGCUUGGAAGGAAAAUCCACUUCUUCCAUUGUUGCUGCGAGCAUGUCGUGACCUGAAUUCCGCACGCCUCGAGCUGAAAUGGCUUCGAGAACACGCGCAAGAGAUGGCCAAAACGAAGCGAUGCACGCCUUGGAAAUCCUUACUACAUCAAUUCUGUCGGGCUAGGUCUUUAGGACAGCCAAUACAAUAUAUAUUAGGCACAGAAUUUUUUGGCGAGCUCGAGCUGAUAUGUAGACCUAAUGUUCUCAUUCCAAGACAAGACACCUCGGCGUGGGUUUUGCAUCUCGUGGAAGUGCUCAACAAAAACGCCGCGCAGCUACCUGCAAACAUCAAGGUCUUGGACCUCUGUACAGGAUCUGGCUGUAUCCCACUGUUGUUUGCCCAUGCAUUUACAGGUUUGCAAGCGAGUGGCAGCACUUCGCUCAAACUUCUAGGUAUCGAUGUUUCAAGCACUGCAAUUGAACUUGCAAAUAGAAACAAAGAAGAGCAACUGACACCGGCCUCCGAGUGCACAAGUAAACACCUUGAGUUUUCGCAGGCAGAUAUCAUGAGCGAUGACCGAUCAUCAUCCUCAUCCCCCCCCUCGCUGCUUAAAGUUCUUGACGAUCGGGGGCAAUUGCAAUGGGACAUCAUAUUGUCCAAUCCUCCCUACAUUUCACCUGAGCAGUUCAACCGUGUAACCGCACGUUCGGUCCGCAAAUUCGAGCCGAAGCUUGCACUGGUUCCUGAGAGUCAACACAGACGCUGGUCUGGCGCGGAAACUGGCGAUGUUUUCUAUCCUCGAUUGCUUGAGCUAGCUCGACUAUUAGAAAGCAAAGUAUUAGUAAUGGAAGUUGGUGAUCUUGAUCAAGCGAAACGAGUUGCCUCGCAGGCACUUGGAGACGGUCGGUGGUAUGGUGUUGAGAUUUGGCGAGACGAGCCGCGGACACCUGACGAGGAUGAAGCAAGGCAUGGGUGUGUGCGCAUCCGUGGAAGAGGGAAUGGUCGAAGCGUUAUUUGCUGGACAGAAGAAGUUGAUACUUGGUUCAACACGCAUUGACAGGGAGCAAUAACUACCUUUAGAUCUGUAUAAUCAUGCGCAACAUCGAGUAUGGUACGCCACACUAUGCAAUCCUCGACUAUUGCCUGUCUCUGAGUUUCAC
Molecule: messenger RNA, 1241 nt
Organism: Verruconis gallopava
Lineage: Eukaryota; Fungi; Ascomycota; Dothideomycetes; Venturiales; Sympoventuriaceae
Exons: 2
Coding region: 68-1138 (356 amino acids)
Biological process (GO): protein methylation
Cellular component (GO): mitochondrion
Molecular function (GO): nucleic acid binding; protein methyltransferase activity
Source: RefSeq, a predicted model, not a curated record